AUGCCCGAAGACCUGACCCUUCUAGAUGAGCUCGAGCACUGGAUUGAGUGUCAGAUCCCCCGCAAUCUCGGGGACCUGCCCAGGCAGCUGUUCGAUACUGUAGAGAGAGUCACUCAAGAGAUAUUCGACACUUUGAACAUUCACGGUCCGCCCUCCCUCUCCCUCCCUUUCCCGCCCUUCACCCUCAACGAGCCGCCACCGCCCGCUCCUCCCCUUCCGCCUCCGUCUACUCUGUCCACGUACGGUCUCGAACGCGUCGAGAAGCUCGCGAGAGCACACCCUUAUGCCUGUGCAGGUGGCGCGGCAUUGGUGUUGACAGUGGGGCUCGGAGCGGGGUAUGGCGCGUAUAAGCGGGGCGGAAUGAUGAUAGGGGGUAGGGCGGGAGUAAGGGGUGUGGUCAAUGAUGGGAUGUUGAAGGAUGCUAUAGUCAUCCUGUCGCCUUCGCCUAUGCCACCCCUGCUCUUACCGCUCGCUGUCAGCCUGCUCCGAUCUGGCUACAUCGUGCUUAUCGCCGUUCCGCACGUGGAUGAUGCGGAGCAGCUGGAGAGGAAGUUGUCUGGUCUGGAGGAGAAGAACGCACUCAGAGUCUUGAUUUAUGACCCGGACGACUCAUCCACCUUCCCACCUUUCCAUCGCUCACUCAACGCCACAUUGACCCUCCGCUUCCCCUCAAUCCACACCAAGGGCACGUCAGACCCGUACAAUCCUCGCCCAGACCACAUCCCGCACAUCUACACAUACAUUUCGCUAUACCCUCUGAACCCCUCACCUCCCUCCCAGCCGAGCCCACUUCCGGCUCUCCCCACCCUCCUCGCGCCCACAUCCUCUGAUGCGCCCGCGCGACUCAUCACCAUCUACCCCUCCGCCUCGACCCUCGUCCAGCCCGACUCCUUCGCCACCCAGCUCCUCGCGGCAAACCACCAUCUCCUCUCGCGCAACCUCGGGGCAUUCUCCCACGCCCGCUCCGUCUCGGUCUACAUUGGCGAUAUCCACCUGCCGCUCCUCCCUACCCUGAUCAUCGGGGGCGGGGCGCAGGUGUCUCGCCGACAGCAGGCUAAAGCGGCACUCAAGGAGGCGACGACGGCCAAGAAGGCCUCGAUCGUCAAGGACUACAUCAUGGGCUAUUUCUCAAGCCUCUAUACCCGCUUGGCGGCGUAUACGGGCCUCGGGACCGCCGGGCGCGAGUAUGAGCUGUUCGAGUCCUCCUUCCUUCGUCUUGUCCGGGCGGAUCGGUCUUGGCGUACCCGGUACCACUUGGGACAGUACUCGUAUCUCACCCUCUUCCUCUCUCGACUCCCUACGUUCCUCCUUCCUCGACUACUUCCCCUCCUGCCGGUCCUUCCUACCGCUACGGGACCUACUACCGGAAGCGGAUACGAUGUCCCGCCGACUCGGGGGGGGACUCAACCUCGCGGACCUCGGCCCCGUACCCCUCUUCCUACAGUGGCUAAGGGGAAUCUCACUGCUACGAGUACCAGCAGCAGCGACGAGGCGGAAGCGGACCUCGCGAGCAGCUUCCAUACGACCGGGACUAGUAGUUCGAGGGGUCAAGCGGAUGCGGGGAGCGACAGCAGUGCGCGGAGCAGGAGCAGCGAGGGGAGGGGGUUGGGGGAUAGUUGGGUGGGUGUGGAGGAUGGUGGGAAUUAG
Dioszegia hungarica is the source of this 1647-nucleotide messenger RNA. RefSeq lists its product as uncharacterized. Bases 1 to 1647 code for a protein of 548 amino acids. NCBI's taxonomy places the organism in Eukaryota, Fungi, Basidiomycota, Tremellomycetes, Tremellales, Bulleribasidiaceae. The transcript has 4 exons. The record is from RefSeq and is a predicted model, not a curated record.